Molecule: messenger RNA, 838 nt
Organism: Amoebophrya sp. A120
Lineage: Eukaryota; Dinophyceae; Syndiniales; Amoebophryaceae
Source: the annotation of a GenBank genome assembly
UAAAAGUCUAAGAGCGUUGGCGCUGAGUGAUUUCUUCGUCUUUGAACAAAGACGUGUGGCCGCGUCACGCGUUUAAAAGAGCUAGCGCGCUGAGGAUGUUGAGGAGAGCAUUAGGUGGAAUCUGGUGACCGAGUCCGAGGUGUAAGCUAAAGUUAAAUAAAAUGAUAGCCUUUUUCUAAAACAGUAUACAGAAAUGCAGUGGAAACGAAAUUCGAUGGAUUUGUUUGCGAACGGGGCCGGAAAGAAGGGCCGGCGGGUGGGCACCCCCCACACUGGAAGCCGGGGGCCGCGCGGUGGAAUGGUGUUCCUGUUGCGCCGCCAUGCGUCCGCGCGGCCGGGCGCAGGAACGCACUGCGGCGCCACAUUCACCGACCGCCAGCCGGGCGGCGUUGUUGCUUUGCUGAUGUCGCGGGCGGCGUCGGAUCGUCAUCGCCCGCAGAAAACGUCGCGGCAUCAAAAGCAGUCGCCCGGAUGUUGGUCGAGCGAUCGAACGCGCGGCGCGGCGCCUGGCCGCGCGCGGUUGGUUGCUCUAUCGGGCAACCCGGCGGGCCCUUGGCGCCAGCCAGGCCCACCACGGAAGCAGCCGGCGCCGGUGCUUCCCCCGUCGCCUGCGCGCGCCCCCUUUCCCCAGGAGGGUACUGCGCGCCGGCCUACCAGCCUGCGCCCCCGGCGGGUCGGUGCGUAUGUUUUGACUGCCCGCCCCAUUUGGUGGGUGUUGUUACGAAGAAUUACGCAGGCCGGCAUGGCGGCCGGCCUCCCUGGACGCCGACGGGCCUUGUUGGCUCGGUCGGGCCGCAACAUAGCAGGCGCCGCACCAGUUGCGCCUUUAUUUUGCUAG